AUGGAGACACAAGCGAGAUCUAAACCGCGUGAUAUUCCUUUUGUAAAAGACAUUUCGAAACUAGUCGAUUCCAUGAAUAAAUUAUCUUUACCUUCCGAUACCAAAAUUGCAUUUCCAUCUAUUUCAUCAAAACUUUCCAAUGAUCAUGAAUUCUCGAUUAAAUAUCCCAAUUCCUCAUUAGAGAGUUCUACGCCGGACAAACAGCGUUCGGUUAGUUUUAUUCUCCACGAAGAUAGUGAUGAUCAAUUUGAGCUCGAAACUCAAGAUGACUACUUUUAUGAUUCUUAUGGUGUAUCUACUUCUCCGAUGCAAGAAAAGUUUUUUGACACUCUAGAAGAAUAUACCAUUAAUAUUUCGGGUUGUGAUCUUUCUUCUGAUAUAUUGGUAUCUCUCAUGGAUCGUGACAAGGAGAUGAGGGAUCUUUUUAUUCACAAUCAAGAAUAUUUUGACUUGGUUAAACAAAGUAUCUUUGGAAUCUCUGAAGAAGGGUGGCAACAAUUUCUUAAAAUUCUUUAUUCUCCUCGACGUAUUCUUUUAGAUUCUGAAUGGAUGUCCAUUAUAUCGGAAACAUUGAAUCCUAAUCCACCUCUUUUGGUUAAAUUCAAAGAGAUUGUUGGAUAUUGUGAGGUCGAUGAUGAAAUUGCAAGCACCGGCAAUGCGGAAGAAGAUGAUGAUUCGAGUUUUUCUUACUCUUCUCCCUCACAUUCUCUUAAUUCUUGUAUCGUUGGUCACGUUGACCCUGGGGAAAAUCUUUUGGAUGUCAGUGUGAUUAGGGAUUAUCCAAAAGCCUUGGAAAGACUUGAAACCACCUAUCCACAGUUUUUCAUUAAUGUAAAUCAAUUCUUGAGUCAGCAAACUGAGUAUAGGGGAAGCGCAUUGGGUGGAAAUCAUUUAUCCCAGACGCGACGAUCAGGUCGUAGCGGUAACAACGUUCUUCAAGAGAGAGGUACUAACGAUAGCGAGUUAUCGUCCUCUUGGAGGAGAUACUUUCCGGUAGCAUCGUCACCAUUAAAAUCAGCAAAUUCACCAUUGAAAACUCCAACACUUUAUGAUGAAUUUAAAUCUGUAUUACUGUCUUCAAGAAGCGAAAUGUCUGACGAAGAAUGGGAAAUGGCUAUAUAUGAGUACUUGGACCCUUGGCCACAACUUGCUGCUCAAUUCGGAGAAAUUAUUUCCUACGAAGUUGCCGAGGGUUGA
Messenger RNA from Acaulospora colombiana, 1197 nucleotides. Lineage: Eukaryota; Fungi; Glomeromycota; Glomeromycetes; Diversisporales; Acaulosporaceae. The record is from the annotation of a GenBank genome assembly.